Molecule: messenger RNA, 321 nt
Organism: Rangifer tarandus platyrhynchus (Svalbard reindeer)
Lineage: Eukaryota; Metazoa; Chordata; Mammalia; Artiodactyla; Cervidae
Source: the annotation of a GenBank genome assembly
AUGGAAACCGGCCCGCGGUAUCCCAGCAUGCCUCACCUCCAGCUGCCCAAUUGUGAGAGUUCCUAUAGGCGCCUCCUGAUGAUGCAUGCGGAAGUGCGGCCAGGCCCCCCGCCCCAGAAGGAAAGAGACCGGCCCAGCGCUUCCGGGAGCCCCGCGGCGGCGCCCAGUGUCCGCAUCCUCCGGCACCUCUCAGGGAGUUUUGGACGUGGUCAGAGGCCCCACUCCCCGCGGGUGCGUAACGCCAACCCUGGCGCCUGGUUUGCCCUCUCCGGUCAGUCGAUCGGAGCCGGCCCAAUCUCCAGGGCCGAAGCGGAGACUUAA